Molecule: messenger RNA, 1490 nt
Organism: Coccinella septempunctata (seven-spotted ladybird)
Lineage: Eukaryota; Metazoa; Arthropoda; Insecta; Coleoptera; Coccinellidae
Gene: S6KL
Product: serine/threonine-protein kinase S6KL
Exons: 9
Coding region: 153-1355 (400 amino acids)
Biological process (GO): protein phosphorylation
Molecular function (GO): protein serine/threonine kinase activity; ATP binding
Source: RefSeq, a predicted model, not a curated record
AAUGUCAAAACAUCAAACCCUAUAAAUUGGUGAAAUGAGAAAAGUUGACAAAGGUUUUAAUUCAUUUUAAGGUCAUAAUUUACCACGUUCAAAGUAAAUGAUAAUAUUACAUGAAAAAGAAAUUGAAACGAACGUACGCAUAGUAAUUUUACAUGGGAAAUAAUAAUCCCAGACAUUUUGUAUAUACUACAGACAGUGCUAAUGGUAGUUACUCUCACAAAGGGAACGAAUUUUCCCAAGUUUAUAAUCUGUCCUACUCAAAUUCAAGUGAACGUUCUUUCAAUAGUUCAAGCAGUUACCAUACAGCAACUAGUAAUUUAAGUGUAUCAAAAGAGUGUUCUAGGGUUUCCCAACGUAGACUUCGAAAAACUGCUACAAGUAAAACGCGUUGGCCCGUGUCUCAGCUCGAAGCCUGUUUCCUGCCAGAGUUCUCCGUCAUAGCCUCGACCAAUAAAGAUAAAUAUAAGAUUUUGGAAGAAAUCGGCCGAGGGUCCUUCAGUAAGGUCUAUAAGGUUCGUCACUCCGAUAACGGGAAUUUCUUCGCUCUGAAAGUCCUGUCCAAGUCAAAGAUUGUAAUAGAAAAUUCAGUGAGCCAGGUCAAGGACGAAGUUAAGAUACAGAAGCUGUGUGGCCAUCAUCCUUUUAUAGUGAAAUCGAUUCUUUGCUGGCAAAACAAAACUAAGCUUUUCAUAGUGAGUAACUAUAUUGAAGGUGGGGAACUGUACACACUAUUGUCCAAUUACGGAAUUCUACCUAUUGCAUUGGUCCAAUUGUAUGUCGCCCAAAUAGCUCUGGCAUUAGAUUUUCUUCAUAACGCCGGAGUAGUCUACCGUGACCUGAAACCUGAAAAUAUCCUGCUUGACUCCGAAAGAAACGUCCAAUUAACCGACUUCGGUCUGUCCAAGUGGCUGAAGAACGGAUCAACAACGACAACCAUCUGCGGAACUCCACAAUACAUGGCACCCGAAAUAUUGGAGUACAAACCAUAUGGACAUGCGGUAGACUGGUGGAGCUUGGGCGUUCUCACUUGUAUCAUGUUGACAUCUAAGUUUCCAUCUUCACCGGAUCCUCUUCAAUACAACAAAGAGAACUUAAGACCAGGUACGCUGCCACCAGAUAAGACACUGGAUGCGCCAUCUCGAGACCUCUUAUUAAGACUCCUCGAAACCGAUCCAAAGAAGAGAAUGAGAUCUUUUCGUACACUGACUACCGUCGCCUUCUUCAAAGGCUACAACUUCCAGCAUGUACGAGACAAAAAAGUAAAACCAAUAUCGAUUCUGGAAAAAUACUUCCCUGAUGGACCUCCACUCAAAACGACAGAAAAAAAUUUAGAGGGUUUUGAUGGAGUAUUUUAGUGAAAUCUAACAGUGAAUCUCAUCUAGCUCUCAUCAAUCUCAAUAAUUCUCUGUGAUGAUACCAAAAAGGGUAUUGAUAAAGUAUUUACUGUCAGUAUUAGAUGCUUAGGAAAAUAAAGUAUUCGAACAAGAAAA